Molecule: messenger RNA, 1485 nt
Organism: Mycena indigotica
Lineage: Eukaryota; Fungi; Basidiomycota; Agaricomycetes; Agaricales; Mycenaceae
Exons: 6
Coding region: 19-1485 (488 amino acids)
Source: RefSeq, a predicted model, not a curated record
UCCUCUCCUUCCGCCCCCAUGUCCUCCGCCUUCCUGGCCCCAGUGUCGGCGGCCAGCACGCUCGUUUCGGGCGUGUCUGUGCCAUAUGACGUCCUUGACCUCAUUUUACGCGCCGCGCCCGAUUUUGACACCCUUCAUGCCGCUGUGGGCGUCUGCUCUACGUGGCACACAGUGUUUGUUUCUGCACGACAGUCGAUUCUAGUGGCGGUUGCGGGCAACAUUGUUGGCCCCGCCUUGCCCCAGGCGGUGCGGUACCUGCGCUACCCCUACCCUGAGAAGACGCCAAAUGACUGGAGUGGAAUAGAGGGUCAGGAAAAUGACGAGGAUUCAGUGACUGAAUCGGACACGGAGGAUGAUGAGGACAGCGCGACACCUGCAAAAAGGAAACCACAGACUCCCAAGCAUCCACCUUACGCUGAGGACAAGCCUCUCGGCAUUCUUACUCCCGAAGAACGCUUCAAGCUCGCGAGGAAUGCCCAGCUUGUGGAGGAUCUGGCGCUGUGGUUUAUUGAAAAAUCAUCGCAUCCAACGCCCCUUACGCCCUCCCAAUUUCACCGCUUUUCCCGUGCUGCAUAUCGUGUCAUGCUCUUCUGCGAGUUGUUCUAUCUCCCGUUAAACCUCGACGACAUCGACUCCAUGGAGGACAACGAACCCGGAAUUAUCGCCAAAAUACAUACCGCACGCCUUGCCCAUCUGCGCGACUACACUGCUUCCGACCUAUUCGCGAUACACUCUGUCGUCGACUUGAUGUACUUGCUCAUUAACGAUGUGCUUUCGGACCCGGCCGAUUUUUCGCGGCUGAAGGACAUCUGUCUCGCUACGGGGCCAGCGGUGAUAUUGGCAGCGCACAAUCAGAAGAGCGAGCAGCCAUUUGAAGAUGCGCUGGAGCCCGAGGUCAUGACCUCCGAGGAGGACAACCAAUUGUUCACUGGAUUCUUGACAGCGUCCCUCGGGGCGCGGUUGAAGGAGCUGGAUAAAACACUGCCUAUAUCAGUAUGGGGUGCUAUUCUGGACGAAGAUCCCGUAGUGCUAGCGGCAGCUUCAAACUGUGCGCAAUGUGGUAUCGCAGCCGAACUGUGGCAUAAAGCUAACUGGGCCCGCUUGAUCGCGGUCGACUUCUGUGCGCUUCUUCCGGGCCAACUUAACGAGAACGAUAUUGAAGCUGCCCCUCUGGUCGAGCUUGUUAUGGGGCCCACCGCCGCCUCGCGGCUCGGGGCAGAAAAACUCAUCGAGGGGCUAUACGAUGACGCUUCUCUUCGUGCGCCGAACUCCGAGUUCUCCUUGUGGACGAAGGACGAAAAGCUCUGUAUGGCUUGUAUGCACCGCUUUGUCGGCGCACAUCUCGUGGGGUGGUUGUACAAGCAGAAGGUCGCUAAUGGAUGGAGGCCGAAGCAAAACUGCUGGUACGGAUGGAACUGCAGAACGCAGGUGCAUAAACCUGACCAUGCCAAAACGAUGAAUCAUCUAUGUGCCCCGACUCGCUAA